Molecule: messenger RNA, 1458 nt
Organism: Penicillium daleae
Lineage: Eukaryota; Fungi; Ascomycota; Eurotiomycetes; Eurotiales; Aspergillaceae
Exons: 6
Coding region: 1-1458 (485 amino acids)
Biological process (GO): transmembrane transport
Molecular function (GO): transmembrane transporter activity
Source: RefSeq, a predicted model, not a curated record
AUGGACCCUGAGAAGUUGAAGGGCUGUGAGGAGACCAUGGCGCCCGAAAUACACCUAGAAAUUGAUGCCGCCAACCCACAAUCUGUCCGCUAUGAUCCUCAUGGAUAUCCAGUGGUUCCGCAGCCAACAGACCAUAAAGACGACCCAUUGAACUGGAACCCUACCUUGAAACUCAGUGUCUGCCUUCAAAUCAGUUGGCUCGCGCUUUUGGGACCCCUAUCCUCCGCCGUUGCCAAUCCCGCGUUUGUUCCGAUGGGAAAUCAUUUCGGCUUAUCUGUCGUGGAAGCUAGCUAUGAACUGACGAUAUUUCUUGUUUUCGCCGGAAUCGGCCCCUUGAUCGUCAUUCCUUUCGGCAACGAAUACGGUCGACGCCCAAUCUACUUGCUGGGAAACCUCGUCGCAGCAAUUACAAAUGUUGUUGCCGGGUACUGUAGUACUUGGACUGGACUUAUGGUCACCCGGGGUUUCAAUGGCUUGGGUGCAGGCUCUGUUAUGGCGAUGGGCGCAGCUACUAUCUGUGACAUGUACUUCGUCCAUCAACGGGGUACUUAUAUGGGAAUAUACACCCUGGCCUUGACUAGCGGAGCUCAUAUUGCUCCCCUGUUGGGUGGUUUCAUCGCACAGUCGAUCGGUUGGCGUGCUUGCUUCUUUAUCCCUGGGUACAUACAACUCGGAACAUUUGUCAUGACCAUUUUCUGUCUUCCGGAGACACGGUAUUCUGCAACUCAUUCCGCUUCGACGACCUACCUGGAGCAAUCAUACCUCCAAAACCUAAUGUUCAAAAAGAGCAAAGUUCCAGCCCGCCGACCGCGUGUGCGAGAUUUUACCAGGCCGUUCGAAAUGCUGAAAAUGGCAUCAGUCUUCCUUCCAGCUGUCCUUUACAUGGCUUGCUUUGGGUACGGCACUGUUCUUUUCGCUCUCACGGGCGCUAAGCUAUUUACCGAGCUAUAUGGGUUCUCUACUGCCCAAACAGGGUUGAUGCUCAGCAUACCCCUUUUGAUCGGAGGAGUAACUGGUGAACUCAACGCUGGAUGGGUAACGGAUUGGCUAUCCAAUCGACAUGCGCAGAGAAAUAAUGGAGAUCGGCUCCCAGAAGCCAGACUAACUGCUAUAUUCGGGGCCAUACUUCUUCCAGUUGGCGUGAUCAUCGAAGGGGUAUGCCUGUCACACAGUAAAACUGCCAGUUGGGUUGGCAGCGCAUUUGGGAUGGGAAUUGCCAAUAUGGGACUUCAGAUUGCCACGACGACCAUUUAUACUUAUGCCACGGACAUAUUCUCUUGUCUAAUAUCUUUCUACGCUAUACCGUUGGCAGAGAAGAUUGGAAUCGAAUAUGCCUGGUUAACAUUUGCAAUGAUUGUGGUCGCGCUACUUAUUCCAGUCAUUAUGCUAAGAUUCUACGGACAGAAAUUGAGAGCCCUGCCGUCUCAAUCUGCUUCAAAUAUCAAAUCUCGUCUCUGA